AUGUUGCCUCAACUUUCGCUCAUCAUGGCCUUGUGCCCCCUAAUGGCACUGGCAGCCCCCUCAGCUCCCGAACUUGAUAAGAGAGCGAUCACAUGUUUGAAGGUUGGUGCGACUGCAACAGCAAAAUGGACCAACAGUGCUGGCAAGUCAUGCACAUUCACCGGCGUAGUGGGAAGCAACUACGGCACUAACCUCGCUGGGUCUGGAGACUACUCCUGCAAUGGACGCUGCGGUGCUGGGUGCACUGGAACUGCCGUUGGUAAUGUCUACACACAAGAUUGCUUUUCCCACGAUAUUUGCUCGUACUUCAACAGCGCCAGUGGCGGUGCCAGCGAUCCCAACUGCGGUGCCGCGUAUAACGCUGCUGUUGACGACACGGCCCUGGGUGCUCUCAAUGGAUGUGGGCAAACAAACCCUUCAAACGCGGUAUCGAAGCCCUCAACACAGCCAGUCUGCAGUUGA
Messenger RNA from Colletotrichum abscissum, 462 nucleotides. RefSeq lists its product as uncharacterized. The record is from RefSeq and is a predicted model, not a curated record. NCBI's taxonomy places the organism in Eukaryota, Fungi, Ascomycota, Sordariomycetes, Glomerellales, Glomerellaceae. Bases 1 to 462 code for a protein of 153 amino acids. The transcript is spliced from 3 exons.